ACUCCUCUCAAUCUCUCAAAAUUCAAAAUCAGUCGAGUUCCGUUCCUCCAGCUCCGCAUCGAUCUAGGGUUUCUGUUUAAAACAGGCGAAGAUAGAAUAAUCCGCAACAAUGGGAGGUGAAGGAGAGGAUCUAGAGCCGCUCUUCGAUUAUCAUCGCGUUCAGCCAUCGAAUUUCGUUUGCAUUGACGACGAUGAUGAUUCUGAUGUCUCAGAGGUUCCUGUUAAGAAGAGAUCAAAAACUUCUCACACAGUUGUAAAGAAAGAUGAAGAUGUGAAAGUGAUUGAAAUAGCGUGUGAUGACGAUUGGUUGCCUCCACCGCCAAAGGUUGUCUUCGAUAAAAGCAAAGAGUCCGGUGAAGAUUCUACCAUUAAAGCUUUGAGGUCGAAGAAGAUGGAGCUUAUGUCAUUCACGAAAACUGCAGUAGAUGUGAUGCAGGAAGCACAGGAGUCUGCUAAAAAAGAAGCUCAAGUAUCGCUCAAAACAUCCUCAGAGGCUACUCCUGCUCAGGCACUACCAGGGCCGCCUAUUAAUGACAGAGCCAAGAUUGUCAUUACGAUACAGGACAAAGAUGGACAGAAGCAAUUCCGGGUGUUUGCGGACGAGAAGUUCGAGCGUGUUUUCAAAAUGUAUACGGAUAAAGAAAAGCUCGACCCGCAAAAUCUUGUAUUUACUUUUGACGGUGACAAGAUUGAUCCAUCGACCACUCCUUCUAACCUCGAGAUGGAGGACGGUGAUAUGAUUGAAGUACACACCAAAAAGAGAUGACAAAACAGCUUUUAGCAAAGUGAACUCACGUCUGCCAAAUCUGGAAUGUCAGUCAAUCCGUUCAUCUUUACCAGAGUUUGUACAUCAACAUGGGACAUGGAAAGGGAUCUCUGCUAAAGACUCUGGUCUUGUAUCUGUGGACCUUUUGUCAUUUGUUUUCCGAAUUCUUCUUUUUCACGGUUAGAUUCAGCAUACUUUUGUUACUUAUUAGUGUCCAGUAUAUAGCUAAACCAAAACCAUUCUGAUA
Brassica oleracea var. oleracea is the source of this 1013-nucleotide messenger RNA. RefSeq lists its product as uncharacterized. NCBI's taxonomy places the organism in Eukaryota, Viridiplantae, Streptophyta, Magnoliopsida, Brassicales, Brassicaceae. The coding region runs from base 110 to 766 and encodes 218 amino acids. The transcript has 7 exons. Gene Ontology annotation, molecular function: protein binding. The record is from RefSeq and is a predicted model, not a curated record.